UUUUGAUUUGGACAGAAUGUAAACAAUCAAAAUGGCAGCUCAGGCUAAUGUCCGCAGCUGCCGAAGCUGGCUUCGGCUAAAAUUUGCUGUUUUCCUGUUCAUUCUGCAGAAUGUAGUCCAUGUAAAAGGUUUUAUGGACAUGGAAGAGCUAAAAUCUGUAUAUUAUGGUUUGGACAUAUUGAGCGAACCUGUUGUCAUACAAAAGGAUGCACCUGUUGGAGCAGUUCAUGUGAUGUCCAAGUAUGGCCAACAGUACCAGUGCACUUUUCCAGACCACUCAAUUGAGGAAAAGAAAAAGGAAGAGGAGGAAAAGAUUGCCAUAGAGUCUGGUAUUGUGGAGAUGCUGAAGCCCCUAGGAUUAAAGGAUUGCCUCUUCAAGUCAAAAGACUGGUGGAGUUACGAGUUUUGCUAUGGCAAGUUCAUCCGCCAGUUUCACAUGGAAGAUGGGGAGAUUAAAGGCAACAUCAUCUACCUGGGCAACUAUGCCGAAGACUUUGACUGGAAUAAUGAGACUGCGAGGGAAGAAAGGCUCCGCAGCAAGGCCUCCAUCAGCCGCUACCACUCUCAGACCUACACUCUGGGGACCAAGUGUGAUCUGACCGGCCAGCCACGAAGGGCAGAAGUCAGGUUCAUGUGUGAGGAGAAUUCUGAAGAUUAUCUGGCUCGUGUGGAUGAGGCAGAGACGUGUGUGUACACAGUGACCAUAAUGACCUCACGCAUCUGUCGUCACCCGUACCUUAAGGCCCCGGCACGUCGGAAACCUGUGGCCAUCACCUGCAACCCCUUACUGACCGAGAUCCAGUUCCAUGACUACAUGGAGGAGAAGGCUGAACGGCAGCGUAAAGAACAGCUCAUCCUUGCAGCAGCUAAACAGCGCUAUGGGAGCAAAGCAACACUGUCUCCUACAAACCUGGACAAAACCCUGGAGCAAGAAAUGUCGAGAGUUGCUAAAGAGCUUCUGACUCAGCCCAUAGAUAAACUGUUCCCCAUCCAGCAGCGGAAGGUCAUGGCCAAGGAGGAAUUUGUGAAAACUUUUGGAGAGAAUGAAGACCUUUGGACGCUGUACCUGCGAGGUGUUGAGGUCAACAAAAAGAGGCAGGAGGAGAUACAGCGGAGACUAGAAGGAGUUCACCAGCGGAUGAAGGAGAAACGGGAGGAGCUGAGUUCCCAGGAAAAAGAGGAGGAAGAGACUGCAGAAGAAGCGAAGGACGGAAAAGAGAAAGACAAUGAGGAGAAAACGAAGAAAGAGGAUGGUGAGACGGAGGAUACAUUACAAGAAGUGCAAGAUGAAGAUGACGAGCUGUUAGCUGAAUUUGACGCAGAGAUCAAUGCCAUCAAAGCUCGCUUCCACCAGUCUCUGGGCAAACUGUCCUCCAUGCAGCAGAAGCUGAACCUACAGAGAAACUGGGAGUCCGAAAUUGAGAAUGUAAUUAAAGAGGCUGAGUCGGAACUUGGGGUCAAGGUUGACCGGACGCUCAUCUCCGGCCUGUCCAACACACUGGACAAACUGGUCAACAAGCUGCAUGAUACCCAGACCCAAUUGUCAACCAUGGAUAAUGAACUAGAAAAGCUGUACAAAAAAGGAAAGAAGAAAGCAGAAGAAGGUGAAGAUGAAGAGGACAAAGAAGGCGAAUCACAGGCCUCUGAUGAUAUGGCUGAGGAAGAUGUUGGCGGUGGCUCGAAAGCAUCUACUCAUGACCUCGGAAUGGAAGACCCUGAGUCAGAACUGGAUGGUCAAGAGUUUGAAUCUGACUUGGAAAGCAAGAUUCUGCCUCCUCCAAAAGCUGGCCCUGGCCUGACUGCAAUUGGUGGAGGAGUGGGCGGGGAUCAUGCAGCUAACGCCCGACCGGGCACUGCUGGCAGAGAGAACCCGGCAGCUUCCCAGUCCGCUGGUCUACAGGAUCCCACAGCACAAGGUGGAGAUGAGCUUCCUGGAGGUGUGGAGGAUGAUGGUUUGCUGGCAGAUGAUGGAGGGGCUGUGGGAGGAGGAGGAGGAGGAGGAGGAGGGGAGGAGGCAGGGGCAGAGGAACCUGUGCUGAAGAUAACUAUCUCAUCUACGAAACGAGAGGAUGAAGAGGAGGAGGACUUGGAGCUUCCUGGCAAUGUUCAGAAGCUACUGGAGGAGAGCGUGAGGAAAGAAUACGAGAGGCAUCGAACACAAUCAGAUUCACAGCCUUUAAGUUUUGAUGCCGAUCACUCCUUCCACAAAGAUAAAACCGUUCAUGUGAUUCAGCAGGAAGAUGAGAAUGGAAAAACAAACAGAUUUAUUUUUGUCGUUGGAUUUGACACAUUCAAUGACGAGUCGAGUGAAUCAAUGAAACAGAAUCAGCUGGAGGAAAAUUACGGCUUCGUCUAUGGGGAAAAGAAACAGAAAAAAUCUCCGCCAGGCAGCUGAUAGUGCUAUGGUAGCACUGUGUAGACUGUGUUACUAUAGCACCGGUUAGACUGUGCUAUGAUGGUAUUGUUUAGACCGUGCUAUGGUAGCACUCUUUAGAUUGUGCUAUGUUUUGGGGAUGGGAUGGGACGCGAAAGUUCAGAAUAGCCCUCUAGUCAUAUGUAAUUUCGAUUGCAUACAUACUUGCACGAUCCUUGCCAUUGUUUACAUCACUCUUUGAGUCAUGUGUACAAUGGAUCAGUGGAAUGUGGCUAUUCUUUACUUUUGCGAAAAAAUAAAAAAUCUUUGACAUUCUUCAAUUCCAUGUGGUGAUAUGUGGUAAUGGUGUUGUUAUAUUUAUUUGAGUGACUGGCUCUGUUACAUUGCUGAUUAUGUUGUAGUUUGAAUGAGGUGUGCAUUUUGCUAUCUCAGAUUUGGUGCGUGUUGCUGAGACAACGACUCACAAAGAAAUAAGUCUUUGCAGGAGAGACAUUCAUUUUGGUACUCUAAAUUUGUACUUGUGUGGGAUCCAGCACUAUGUGAAUGCAAUCGUCUAUUGUUAUUAUUUUUAUUACAGUUAUUAUGAUUAUGACUAUGAUUAUGAUUAUUUUAUUAUUUGUUGAUGUGCUUGUUACUGAAAUCAAUAUCUCUCCAUUUGAAUAUUGUCGGCCAGCUGUUCAGAUGUCAUCAUCUGCCUCUUUCGCCCAGGUAUUGGGUAUAGGGAAGAAAGAAAGUUUCUCCACCUGUCUCUGUUCUAGGUGAUCUUCUUUACCUUCUGUCAGCUGUGCUUCAUAUGCCUGAGAUCUGGGCGUGCCCAAUCCCCGGCCAUGUUCUUUGGAUCUCCCUGUCUAUCAAUCGGUUGUUGUUUUGUUUUCCUCCAUAGAAUUAUAUAUUUCUGAUAGAGUUGGAUCAGUGGAUUUUUAUGAUCUUUCUCAGACAACCAUUGAUGAAGGACUGAAAUUGUUUACAAUCUGCUUUGAUAGUUUUCGUGUUUCGGAUGGAAAAUCCUGAUCUUUGCACUUGUCCUGUUGCUUCCUGAUCUCCAGACAGACUGUAAUUGUUAGAAAUCUCCCGUUGCUUUUCAGAUCCUGGUUUUAUACAGCAGACGUUGUUUAUUCAAGAUAAAUGGAUAUUUAUUUCAUUGGAAGCUAGGUAAAUAAAUCAGCUUUCAGAUGAUACCAGUAACUCCACAUGCCCAAAAAUUGACGAGUGCCUGAUUUUACCGCGUUGAGACACAUUUUUAAAAGACUGAAACAGUUUAUUUUUCUCUCCUGAAAAACUUUCCUUUCUGGGCACGAAACAAUUGAACAGUUUGCCGACGCUUGAGCUUAGACUUAGAGGAGGCUAAAUGUGGGGGAUGUCUUUUAAAAAAAUUUCAGUAACAUAUGCUUUUUUGCAUCUAGUAUUACAACAUAUAUACAGUUGAUUGGUUGUUGAUAGUAUCAGAUAUAAGGUGAGCUUAGCUUAAGUGUUAUUGGGGGUGAGGAAGAGCUGUGUGAAGAUGAUGAUUGUUAAGCAAAUGCCAAGGCUCUUUUUUAUUCCUUCAAGUUCAAGAUGGCAAAUGCAGAAAGUUUUUCUGAUGUAAAUCAACCCACACCCCCCUCCCGUCCCUCACACCCUGCAGUUUUGUGACAUUCUUGAGACCCUCAUGGAAAGGGUUUCAAAUAUCUACCCAUUGUCACACCCCUUUUAUGUUCAUGUACAUCUUGUAAUGUUUUGAAACGCACAUAUUAUUAUUUUACCAGCACUGUGGAGGAGAAUUUAGUGCACUUCAUAUUCCACAAGAAUCUGGUAUUUGUUUCAAUUUCAAGGCAUUGGCACUCAUAUGACCUUAUGCAGUUGCGAGCGCAGUAACUUCUACUAUAAAAAGAAAGAAAGAAAAUUUUUUUAGGGUGCACCUUAUAAUUUGGUGUGCAAUUUUAGCAACAUAUUAAAUUGCGGGUCAAAUUUGAAUGGAAGUGUAAAGAGUUAUGAUUUUUUUUCCUUUCCACUUUGUCUCUUUGCCAAUUUAUUAUGUCAAACUUAUGAUGUCCGUGAUGUGAAGAAAGUUGUUGUCUUUGAACACAACUGUGGCCUUGAGUGGUAUCGUACUGUUUAGUUUAAUUUUCUGGCUUUGUUUUCAGGAGAUGUUUUUAAUCCAACAAAGAGGAGAAAUAUUUGUAAUGAGCAAAAGGGAAUUAGGUGUUAAUUGCAAGGAAUAUCUCCAAGAUGUUCCCCCAAAAAUUUACUACAUUUUUUAAAGCAGACUUUUUUUUUGUUUGCUUGUUGUGGGACAAUGCUUUGGGUUUAAGGUCAAGACCCUGAAAGAUUGUUUUUGAUAUCGAUAUUAUUUCCGUACCGUACAUUUUGAUUGUGUUAUUUUAUUGAAUUUGUAAGAUGUAACUGGGAAAUAAGAUAUGAUUUCAAGGAAAGGUUCUGGAACUUUUUUUUAUGCUUAUUGUUUUUGUGGUCUUAGCUAGUUGUUUUACAGACAAGGCAUAAUUUCUUUGACCUUAUGUUCCGCUUUUCAGUAUUCUUUAAAGCUGUGAGGUGCUGAUCUUCAGCUUGUAUAUUAUUUGGUCUGCCUUGCAUAUAUUAGUCAGACGGUUUUAAUGUGAUGAAUAUAAUAGAAGUAUGUUUUAAUUCAUGAGUCACGUACAGUGGAGUCUGCUUAAACAGAAAUCUGUGGGACCACUGUAUUUUCUUUGGUUUAGGCGAGUAUUUGGUUUAAAGAGGUGGAUCGAAUCAAAUAAAAAAUAUCAGAUUUUAUUUUCAUUUGGUGUACUGCAUGUGGAUUAAAUGUGUUUGGUUUAAGUGGACUCCACUGUUGAUUAUUCUCUUGUUUGUUUACUGAGACCAAGUUCUGACUCUUCUCUCUGUCUACCACAGGAUAGUUUUGUUUGAUCACUUGAGGUGAUUUCUGAAUCCAGGCUAAUGUCUUGCAUUAAUUAAUCAUUUUCUUUGGUACUAUGAACAUGUUUUAACAGACAAGUGAAGAUGGCUCAUAGCUCUAAGUCUGUUGUUAAAUCUUACAGAAAAUCAAAAGGAAUAUCCUUUUUGUAAAGUUUCAAACCCAUUCCUUAUAAAGAGUGCUAGCUGGUUAGUCAAACAAGUAUUUUAGUUUUAGUUUUGUUCCAUUGUUAUAGGUUUUUUUUACCUUUGAAAGUGAGUCCAUAGCAAUUGUACUGAGACUAAAUCUGCUGACAUCAGCGUGUGUAAUGCCCUGAUGAAUUGAGAUUAUCAUUGUCAUCAUUAUCGUCAGCCUUUCUCACCCUGUGCCGGAGUAUAGGCCAACAACAAGAGCUCUCCACCUAAUUCUAUCUUGGGUAAUAGUCUCCACCUCUGUCUAGCUGUAUCCCACCUCCUUUAGGCUCGAGUUUAUGUCUUUCCUCCAAAUACUUUUAGCCCUUCCUCUCUUUCCUAGUGGAUUCUAUCUUAAGGCAAGGUGGAUAAUAUUUGUUUUCACUUUGCUCAGGGUGUAUCUAAUGCACUUCCAUUUUCUCUUACUCCUCAUUUCUAUCUAUUUUCUGUUGAUUUGUUUGCUCCGACUGAUAGGAAUUUAUUAGUGAACUGUGCUCCUGGUGGUUGCUGUUAUUUUGAGAGCUGUGUCUAAAUUUCCUGCUGCCUCGUUUGCUCAAUGUGCAGUAGAGUAUUGGAAUAUAUUUUGUAUUGUGUUAAAAUGGGUUCAAAAUGUGCCGGUCUCUCUUGUUGAAUGCAUUGGCAUGUCUGAGCAUGUUUGAUGUUGAGUAUAUGAUGACACUAUUAACCAGCUUGUUAAUAAUUCGUUUUGCUGUCUUUGAAGUUGUCUAGAAUAUGUCUGGAAGGAUGUUAAACUUCACAAUAAAACAAUAUGUUUUUGCUCA
Molecule: messenger RNA, 6216 nt
Organism: Aplysia californica (California sea hare)
Lineage: Eukaryota; Metazoa; Mollusca; Gastropoda; Aplysiida; Aplysiidae
Product: protein OS-9
Exons: 18
Coding region: 32-2395 (787 amino acids)
Biological process (GO): endoplasmic reticulum unfolded protein response; retrograde protein transport, ER to cytosol
Cellular component (GO): endoplasmic reticulum lumen
Source: RefSeq, a predicted model, not a curated record